AGAAAACCAUGCGCGCAUUCCUGCAUGAACCCUAAUUCCAGAACUAACAUAAGCCCAUCAUCCACCCACCUGCCAUCUGGAUAAGACCAAACAAGCAAGAUAAAUCACAUAAAUACAAUGGCAGAAAUAACCCGAAAUGCUGCACAAUUUCUCCAGCUUUGAUUUAGUCAGUCCCGAUCACAUGCUAAUAACCCAGCUAAACCAUCGAUCGACUCCGCCCACUUGGUUUCUGCAACGUCAAAAAGGUUCGUUUCAUCUUCCUCACCUGCAGCCCCAUACAUCGACAUCCAAUCUAUACCGUCCCCCCCAUCAUUUCUUCCACCUCCAAAAUGUCUCUCAAAAACCCCUACCUCCUAAUCUACAACACCCUGAAUGCCCUCCUCUGGCUCCGCAUCCUCCUCUCCAUCCUCACCUCCCCCGCCCAACCCCCAGAGACCACCUACACGACCCUGGAACCCUGGACCCGAUGGACGCAAACCCUCGCCGUUCUGGAAAUCCUGCACGCAGCAUCCGGCCUAACCCGCUCCCCGGUCUUCACGACCUUCACGCAGAUCUUCGCCCGCAGCGUCCAAGUAUGGGCCAUCGACUUCGCCUUCGCGGACCUGACCCGCGUCUCCCCAGCAUACAAGUACAUGCUGUUUGCGUGGUCCAUCGCCGACACGAUCCGGUACUGCUAUUUCGUCGUGCUGAUUGCGGGGGUGCCCGUGCCGGGCGUGUUGAGGUGGUUGAGAUACUCCCUCUUCCUAUUCCUCUACCCCAUCGGAAUCAGCAGUGAAUGGUGGUUAAUGUUCAAAGCCACCGUCAGCACGGACAGCUGGCCUGUCAAGGCGUUGUUUGUUUUCUUUUUGGGGCUUUAUGUGCCGGGGUCGUUUAUGAUGUAUUCGUAUAUGGUGAAGCAGAGACGGAAGACGUUGGGGGCUACUUGAUCUGGAUAGGUGAGGGAGGGGUCAGCCGCCGCUUGAGA
Messenger RNA from Aspergillus heteromorphus CBS 117.55, 964 nucleotides. Its product is annotated as putative membrane protein. Gene Ontology annotation, molecular function: 3-hydroxyacyl-CoA dehydratase activity. The transcript is spliced from 4 exons. NCBI's taxonomy places the organism in Eukaryota, Fungi, Ascomycota, Eurotiomycetes, Eurotiales, Aspergillaceae. Gene Ontology annotation, biological process: very long-chain fatty acid biosynthetic process; sphingolipid biosynthetic process; fatty acid elongation. The record is from RefSeq and is a predicted model, not a curated record. The coding region runs from base 330 to 926 and encodes 198 amino acids. Gene Ontology annotation, cellular component: endoplasmic reticulum membrane.